Messenger RNA from Manis javanica (Malayan pangolin), 1384 nucleotides. RefSeq names its product synaptonemal complex central element protein 2 (gene SYCE2). The record is from RefSeq and is a predicted model, not a curated record. Gene Ontology annotation, biological process: synaptonemal complex assembly. Gene Ontology annotation, cellular component: central element. Lineage: Eukaryota; Metazoa; Chordata; Mammalia; Pholidota; Manidae.
GCUUGUUUCUUUCUUGCGGGGGCGGGCUGACGGGCUGGAUGGCCGCGAUCUUGGGCUUCCUCGGCAGACGCGAGCCCGGCUGCUUAUCUUUUGCCAUUGCGGUUGCCCCUUGCUGCGCCGGGUCCGAUUGCCUGACUGACUGACUGGGCCCUGACUGACGAACGGACUGUGUGACGGACUCGCUGACAGCCGCUGCCAGAAGCACAGACACACACGCUUGGCGUGUGCCAGGAGCAGGGUAGACAAAGCCUCAGAUGCCCACGCCCUGCACCCGUUUCUUUUCUUCUUUUUCUGCUACCACUUCUUCCUCAAAGGACUCGAGCCAACAUAGGGAGCCCAGCCCCGCCAGCGCCCUUCCCGAAGCCCCUGCCCUCACUCCGGCCCCUCCGGGUCUCCCCGCUUCCAGCCUCCUGUGCUCCAGGCGCAGGAUCCCCCCACUCCACAGCCCCACCCUCGUGGUGCCCGUCCCAGCGCCUGCCGUCGCUCCUGCGGCCCGCGGAGGUGCCAGGGUGGCAGGGCAGGAGCCAGGGGACCUGCAUUCUCACUCUCCCUCCUUCGACCUCAAGCCCUGGCUGUGCUCACAGGUGGACAUGUCCCACGUAGAGUGCAAGGACCCGGAGCCACAGCCCUUCCGGGACAGCAAGGAGCAGCAGCACGAGGAGGAAGCUGGUCGGGGGUCAUCUAGAAGUCAGGUCUCUAGCCCCUCUAUCGCCACCUCCAGUGCCAACCGCCAGCUGAUGAUGCUGGAAGGGAAGUCAGGACCCUACUUUUCCUCUCUGGACUUGAGCAUCGACACCCUGAAGAAGAGGGCUCAGGAGCUGAUUGAAAACAUCAACGAGGGCAGGCAGAAAGACUACGCAUUCAUGACCAACUUCAGGGACAGCCUCAAGAUCAAGGUUUCAGACCUGACAGAGAAGCUAGAGGAAAGGAUGCAUCAGACUUAUAAUGACCACAACAAGAUCAUUCAGGAAAAGCUCCAAGAGUUCACCCAGAAAAUGGCAAAUAUCAGCCAUUUGGAAACAGAGCUCAAACAAGUGUGCCACACUGUGGAGUCGGUGUACAAAGACCUGUGUGUCCAGCCUGAGGCCACUACUUUGGAAGAAGAACAGAGCCACAAGGACAGCGAGUGCUGACGGCUUCCCGAAAAGUGCCCUUUGUGACAGCCACCAAGAGAAGGCUCAGAGGCCACCAUUUGAGCACUGCUGAGAAAAUUAUUUUUCACAGUUCUGUAAUGCAUCUUGGAAAAAGAAAAAAGUCCUGGGGGUGGAUCUAAAACUUCAGCAGGUCCGGCCCUGCUGCCAAGGUCCCAGCUUUGGCACUGCCCACAUUUGGCAAAUUCAGCCCACCCUAGGUCCACACAGUUGAUUAAACGUUUGAUUUUCAA